This is a messenger RNA of Styela clava, 1534 nucleotides long. The record is from RefSeq and is a predicted model, not a curated record. NCBI's taxonomy places the organism in Eukaryota, Metazoa, Chordata, Ascidiacea, Stolidobranchia, Styelidae.
AAUGAUUAUUAUUAGAGAUAAUGUUAUUCCUUCAGUUAGGCCAUAGAAUAAUACUAAAUGAUUUUGGGUGUGUGAUUAUUGAAUCAAAGACGACGGCGUAAACAAAUGGAGGCGAUCGAGGAUCGGGAAAUGUUCAAGGGAAAUUGUGUAAUGUGUCCUGAUGAUUCUGAAUGUCCGAACUUCAGUACUUGUUGUCAACUUACUGAUGGAAAGUAUGGUUGUUGCGGACAUCCAUCUGCCGUAUGUUGUUCAGACCAUUUGCAUUGCUGUCCUCACGGCUUUGUCUGCGAUUUGAAGAGUAGCAAAUGUAUCGGCAGACAAGAUACCGGGAGUGAACCUUUGACGAAAAUGACGAUUGACGAUCGCUCAUACAAUAAUGAGAUUUCUGCUGGAUUGGAUGAAAUGUAAACUAUAAACCUAUGCAUUUACAAUAGUCUUGUGAUUUUCAUAUUUUCUUCAGUAUAAUAGUAUGAAAUAUUGCUACUAAGGUCCGUUAAUUGAUUUUUAGGGAAUGUUAUCUUACAAUUUAAUUUUAUUUUCCAUAAUAUCAAUAAUAUGAUCUCGUUGAAGCCAACUAGCCCUGAACCUGGACUUGAAUUUCGUAUUUUCUUUCAAGCCAGAUCGCAUUUCACAAUGUCGAGCCCUUUAAAAUCCAUUUCACGUUCUCAUAUUUUAACGUCUUUUGGAAUAUAACAGUGUGAAUACACUUUUGCAUAACUUUGCAAAUUCCUGAAGUUCAAAAGAUUUUGCCCAGCAUUAUUAGAUUUACGGUGAUAGCAAUUGUUUUCAUUGAUUGAAAGAUUUGUGUUAAUAUCGUAAUGACAUUUAGGUCGACAAAAUGAUUUUUUUUUCAUUAUGCCUUUGAAUGAAAUCACAAUCAAAUAAAAAUUAUGACCAAUUGCAAGGAUGUCGAUUAGCGUGUUAUUGUAAUUAUAAUCUUGAAAUUUUAGUUUCAGUUGGCCAAAAUCCAGUUAUCGAAAUCAAUUCUAAAGCACCCAUUUUUAUAGUUAGGUGAUGUAUGUAACAUUUCUAUUGACAUUACACAUUAUGGCUGAAAUCAACAUAAUUUAUAACAUCAUUAUGGUGAAUGUUAGUAACCCGUUUAUUAUCAAAUGCUUUCCCUAAUUCAGUACCAGUUUUCCGAGAUUUUGACAAAUUUGAAUGUAUGUAUAACAACUUUUUAUGAAUUCAAUCUUCCAUCCAUCUUGGAUACCUCUGACAGUGAUAGAUAUCUUUUUGUAUUAUGGACAUGAUUGAAUCUUUAAAACUUUCGGUUAAGUCAUCUUUGCUAUUAUGUGUUAAACAAUUAAUUUUAUCUUAUACAAUGUUCUUUGUUUUGCAUUUGUAUUGUCUUUUUUGAUUUAGUUCAGUGAAAAUUGACCUGAAAAGUUUCAAGCUGUGCAAUUUUGAUCCAUAUUAAAUAAGCAUAUUAAAUCUUGUUUUAUCUUAUGGCCUUUCUGGGGUGGGAAUUCGUAAUUUACCAUUCUUUUGGAGUUCUACCACCAAAUUUCCAGAAUAAAAUCAGCAAGAGGUA